Molecule: messenger RNA, 711 nt
Organism: Phanerochaete carnosa HHB-10118-sp
Lineage: Eukaryota; Fungi; Basidiomycota; Agaricomycetes; Polyporales; Phanerochaetaceae
Exons: 3
Coding region: 245-652 (135 amino acids)
Source: RefSeq, a predicted model, not a curated record
CACCGCGCUGCGUCAGCCUACGUCGGCGGUGUCAGUAAACGGGCAAUGCGUUGACGCCAUACAUGUCCUUGCAUAAGUUAUGUUCUUGCAACAUUAACCAUACCCUUCUCAUUGGCAGCAAGGUUGCAUCAUCAGCGCGGAGCAGGCGCACAAGCCCCAGAGUAGCGAAACAACGUUUUGCACACAACCAAGAAACCCAUGAAUGAUACAACAAGCAUUACAGGCCACAAGAACUAGGGGUGCAAUGACCGCGUUGUUGCUGGGAUGCUCGCAGCUGUUGCGGGCGGCGCAGCCCUUCACCAUUAUCUUACUUUUCUCAGCAAAGGAUGUGGUGUCUCACGGAUUACGGGCAGCGGUGAUCGGUAAGUUUGUUAGAUCAUAUAAUCUUGAUGUUGUUAAGUUGAGCUCGCGUCAGGCAAUGGAUUAUCUGCCUAAUCCACUUCCCACUGGCAUCUACCAUGCACCUCCACCUUAUGUCGUGCAUUUCGGGCAAGCUCGCCGCUGCUGCACGGGUAUCGCAAGAAGGGCACCUGAUGCGCUGCGUAUCCGAGAUCACCAGCCGCAUGUGCCGCGCUGCUCCUUGCGCCGGACGCAUAGCGGUCGUAAGACCCAGGCCUACCUCCCGUGUCUAUCUCCUACCACAGCAGAAUGAAUCUAGCAUAGUAUACACCAGCAUGUACUGUACAAUUGUGCACCUAAUAUACCUCUUCC